This is a messenger RNA of Hibiscus syriacus, 1992 nucleotides long. RefSeq lists its product as uncharacterized. Bases 499 to 1752 code for a protein of 417 amino acids. The record is from RefSeq and is a predicted model, not a curated record. The transcript has a single exon. NCBI's taxonomy places the organism in Eukaryota, Viridiplantae, Streptophyta, Magnoliopsida, Malvales, Malvaceae.
CCCACUAUCUUGUCAUCACUCUAUCUCCGUCUUCUCCAAUACUUUGUUUUUCUCAUGUUUUCUUUUGAUUCAUAAUCCAUGUUACCAAAACCUGAAUCUGGGUUCUUCUGGACCAUCACUCUUCUAACCUAAACAAAGAAGAAAACGCCCCCAAAAAAGAAGGUUUUUUAGAAGUGGAAACAACAAUGGAGAUUGAGAGGUUUAAGUCAUUGCUUUCCCUCUGUUGCAGAGCCCGACCCACUCGUGUUUCUCUCUUGGGUGGAAAUCACACUGCUGCUAGGUUUUGCACUCGCUAGAAAAAGUUCUUCAUUUUGCUAAGCUGUUGUUUAGAUUUCGUCUCUGUUUCUGUAAUUUUCCACGAUUUUUUUUCUUGGGGAUUUCCCCCCAGAAAAUUAUGCCAUCGAGAGAUACCCUUUAGCUAAAUUCGGUUGAAUUUAGGGAAAAUUAAGCAAUUUUGGGUUUGUUUUCAGACACGGAUCAGGUUAUUUAACGACGGAGAUGGCAGGUCGGCCGCCUCGGCCGAAUCCCCACAGCUACAAUCAGCUCAAUCACUCGCAAAGUCCGAGGAUUUUGUUGAAUCCGGACACCCUUUUGGUUAUUAAGCUUCCGGAUCCGAGGUUCUUGCUUGUUCUGUCGCGUUCGUUGUUUUUAGCGACGGUGAUCAUCGCAUUCCCUUGCAUUAGGUCCGUUUUAAAAGGAUCUCCUGCUUCAGCGGUGGAGGAGCUUCAUCGGAGCUCCGGUUCCUUCAGUUUGGAGUACUGGAACUUGCUCUGGCGAGAUUUUGCCGACGAGGGUCUUGUCAAAAAAGGACAGAAAGCUCUCAUAUUGAACUCUGCCAUCGAAGGGAUCGAUGUUGUUCAUGUUGAUGAUGAUGAAGGUUCCAUGUUUAUGAACAAUGAUGGGAUCAAUGUGGUGUUCGAACCUGAUUUCGGUUCGCAAAGCUCUUUGCCGAAUGAAGGGUUCGAUUUCGUUUUCGUUUCGGGGUCGACUGAUUCCGAGUUUGUAGAUCAAUUAGUGAAAAUUGGUGGCAUUGUUGCAAUGCAAUUGGGUGAUGAAAUCUCGACGGGCUAUCAAAAGCAAUCGGAUUAUAGAAUCGUGUAUCUUAAGAAAUUUCGCUCCACCAUUGUUGCGAUGAAGAAACUCGGUCCCAAGAACCAUUUGUUCGAUUCUUCAUUGAAAAGAAAGCUUUGUGAUAUGACAAUGGAAGCUAAGAAGGCAGCAUUGAGAGGCUUAGAGGAUGCUUUAUAUGAGCCACCAAGAAAAAGUGCUGCAUACUCGAAGAAAAUCAAUUUCCUCCCCGAUUUGUUAGGCGAUUCCCUCGAACAUUACCCUCGUAGAGUGUUCAUCGAUGUCGAAUCUAACGACAACAACGACGAUGAUGAUAAGAACAUCGUGAUGAAAUGGUUCGAAAAGAACUAUCCCAAAAGGAACCAAGAAUUCGAGGUUUACGGUUCCGAAACAGUGAGUGACCGGAUCGACGUUUCGGAUUGGCUAACAAAGAAUGUAGGUGAAGAAGAUUACGUCAUGAUGAAAGCCGAAGCCGAAGUGGUGGAGAAGAUGAUAGAGAGGAAAGUGAUCGGUUUGGUGGACGAAUUGUUUUUCGAGUGCAAAAAUCAAUGGCAAGAUCAAGUGAAGAAGAAGAAUAGGAAGAACCAUAAGAGGAAGAAGAGCAAAAGGGCUUAUUGGGAAUGCUUAGCUUUGUAUGGUAAGCUUAGGGAUGGAGGAGUUGCGGUUCAUCAGUGGUGGGAAUGAGAAUUGCUUAACAAUGGAAGCCAUUGGCCAAACUCAUUGCCGCAAAAUCUGCAUCUUCUUGUGUUAAUGUGUAAUAUUAAUUAUUAAUAUUUAUGCUUAAGAGUCCAUGUGGGGGAGUUUGUAUGUAAUUUUCCCUUAAAUAAAACCAGUUCAUCUCUUUAUUUUGCAGGUGUUUGAUGUUGAUUGUUUGUUUUUUUAUGUUUCUUUUGUUUAUUAUUUUCAUGAGAAUAAGGAUUCAGG